AUGUCACGCCGGCUCGUGUCGUAUAGCGAUCUGGAUGGUGCGCCUUCCACCGAGGCAGGCGAAGAAGGGCUGCCGGGGAUGGGCGAAGCUGGUCCGUCGGCAUACCACACCACGAACGGGAGCGCGAACAAGAAUGGUGGUGCGGGGAAGCGCAAGCGUGCCGAUGCUCAAGGAGUCGGAAAGGGACAAAGUGAGAAGCAGCGCAGGAACGGAGGCCAGGUGCACUGGGAUGAUCCGAGCUACAUUCCCGCGGGUGUGGAAGAGGAUGCGGGUGGGUAUCGCGCUGAGACGGCGACGGACGGGGUGGACGCUGUUGGAGAAGACGGCCUGGGUGAAAUAGGGCAUGGUGACUAUGACGACUGGGAGGAAGAUCAUGGGGAAGCUGUCUCGUCUACAAACGGUGCAGAUCAGCCCUAUACCAACUGGAAGUAUGAUGAGUGGGGAGAGCCGUACGACAGCACCUAUCAGGAGAACGAGUUCGAGGCCCACCCUGAUGAUUACUACGAGGACGAGGAGGACCCCGCUCGCACCGACUCGGAUUCGAGCGAGGACGACACCCUUUUGCCAUUCGCCAUCCCAGACGUGGCCGCGUACCACGCCUCCCUCGCCCCCACCUCUUCUACCGCCACCCUCUCCACCACCCCGCAUCGCCCGCCUUCAGCCGUCGGAGGGGGCGGCCGAACCCUAACGCACACCGAAAUUUGGUCCUCCACCAGCAUCGUUGGCGCCUUCAACGCGGCUCUUGCACAAUACUGCUCGAUGCACUCCCUCCCGGUGGGCGCAAAAGGGGCAAGCUCGGCGCUGUGGGAUGACGCGCCCGGGUUUGACUCGCUCCUCGCGCAACAGGUUCGGGAGGAUACCGCACAGAUUCUUGCCCAGCGCCGCACGCAUCCCGCCAACACAGCGAGUGAUGUGGUCGCCCUUGAGGCCAGUGUAAAAGGUGUCAUAGGAGAGGAAAACGGAACAGGGGGAGGAGGAGAGGGAACGAGUAUGAAGAAGAAGCAGAAGGGUCCACCACCCAAUCCGCCCAAGCAUGUGGUGACGCAUGUGCCUCAUGGGGAGAUGGAUGGCAACAGGGCUUGGAAGAGGGCAGUCAAGACGGUGCAGACCACGCCGAAUCAGGUUGGGACCAUAGCCUAUGCAACACAGCACGAUGCGAUAGCGGAUGGGGUCCGCGAUCACGCGGGACUGCGAGAGAACGAGGGCUCAGAUAGGAAGAUAGAUCAGGAAGGCAAGGCGGUUCAGGAAGGCAAGGAGCGCCCGGGAGAAGAUGGAACUGACGCAGAGAAGACGCAGAGAGAGGCAAAGAGGAAGCAAAGGGAGGCAGAACUGCAUGCGUACUGGUAUGCGGGCUAUCGGGCUGGUGUUGCUGCUGCCCACGCCAAGGCUAAUGAGGCACAGGAGGCAGUUGGCGAAGAGGCAGACGAAGCGAUGGCUGCCACCGCAGACACCUCACCCGUCGUCAUCGCUGACACCUCUUUCGUUGCCGUGGAAGCCAACGACCCCGCCGUCCAGACGAUCGAUGCCUCAUCCAGUUGA
Molecule: messenger RNA, 1539 nt
Organism: Kalmanozyma brasiliensis GHG001
Lineage: Eukaryota; Fungi; Basidiomycota; Ustilaginomycetes; Ustilaginales
Exons: 1
Coding region: 1-1539 (512 amino acids)
Source: RefSeq, a predicted model, not a curated record